Molecule: messenger RNA, 3310 nt
Organism: Fusarium verticillioides 7600
Lineage: Eukaryota; Fungi; Ascomycota; Sordariomycetes; Hypocreales; Nectriaceae
Product: MFS transporter, SP family, sugar:H+ symporter
Exons: 4
Coding region: 1211-2794 (527 amino acids)
Biological process (GO): transmembrane transport; carbohydrate transport
Cellular component (GO): plasma membrane
Molecular function (GO): carbohydrate:proton symporter activity
Source: RefSeq, a predicted model, not a curated record
CGGCCGUUUGCUGGCGCCGGAAAUACCGUUAAAAAGAUCAGAUCAGAUGCGGUAUCUGACGGGAGAUGAAUGCCGUGACAAUAACAUCAUCUUUCUGGCCACAAUCAGAAUCAGGAAUUCGAGAGGGAGCGGGAAAAAACACCAGAAUCUAGCAUUCGGAAAUAAAAAUCUGCGCGAGACCGACGUUCCAAUCAUCAGUCGGUCCGACCGAUUCGGCGACUCUCGGUGUCAUAUCAUGUGAAUGGGGCUCUGCUGAGCGGACGAGGCGAGCACCGGAAAUAUGAGGAAGAGCUGACUAGCAGUGUCGGGGCGAGAAGGGGAGAUUGCAAUUCAUCGAUAAACGUGUAGUAAAUUAGAUGCCAACGAUACAAUACGGUCUGCCUCUCUCGAGACUGUCCUUCACCUCAAUAAUCUUCACCUUGAAGGCCCUGCGUAUUCCCGUCGACGCAGGCCCUGCCGAAGAUCUUCGCGCCAAGAGAUGCGACCAGAAGACGAAUGGAAGCAAAAACUGGAUCCUUGGAACAACAAUAUGGAUCAGAGUGGUUCCAUUAUUCAUCUCAUAGGGUCCAAAGUGCGUCAUCAAUGCCGAAGGCGCCGGUAGUAGAAAGGCCCAGGGAGAAAAAAAAUGUCAAUGUCACCCCACGUACGUAUCGAUCCACCGUUUUCUGAACGGAGAUGAAUCUGGAUUAAGGGCGACUAGGGGGCCUCCGCUAGACCAAUCAGCCCACAGGGCGUGCUCUUGUACCCUCCUGGGCGUAGCGUUUGUGGACGAAAGCGGGUGAGAUGCCCAGCACAGGAAUGCUUACCUCACACAGUUCGACUCUCUUUCCCAUGACGUGACUCUACGGGCCUUCUAUUCACAGUUGCUCCGCUUCUCUCCAAGUCUCGUCCACAAACCUUAGCUUAGUUUCCCUGCUCACCCACGUCAGUCUCCGCAGGUCGUUUGCCUGAGCCCCCCGGGGUUUGAGUUUUCGCUCGAAGCAUGACCAUCAGAGGUCAUGAGAUGGACCCAUUGGCAUGGUCUUGGUCUCUCGGUGCCCGCGAUGGUCCUCGACGAUCAUCUCCACAAUAAAGACAGUCAAAAUGGCACCUCUUCGCUGCUUCAUUCUCUCUUCUGGCUCAUCACAGCAUUCGUGUACAACAUUUUCACAACAUCAAUCACACACUUACAACAUUCAAUUGACCAAUUGGUCUAACAACCACUCUCAAUAUGAAGUUCUUUGGUAGUAAACGCCAUGAACAUGCUGGCGAAGGUCAGCAUCUCGAGAGGAAGCCUUCUCCCGAUACCGAUGGUCGCAUCACCUUCCGGGCCUGCUUCAUGGGCCUGGUCGCAUCUAUGGGAGGCAUGAUCUUUGGCUACUCUUCAGGUCAAGUUUCUGGUUAUUUUAUGAUGAAGGAUUACGGCGAGCGAUUCGGUGUUCCCAACGGCGACGGUACAUACAACUUUAGCGCCGCACGACAAGGAACUAUCACCGGUCUCCUCUCAAUUGGCUGCUUGUUCGGAUCUCUCGUUGCUGGUAACCUUUGCGAUUCAAUUGGUCGCCGCAAGACCAUCUCCAUCUCUGCUCUCUGGACCUGCGUCGGCACCGUCAUCGAGGUCGCCUCUCAACAUGCCUGGUACCAACACGCGAUCGGUCGACUUGUAACAGGUCUUGGUGUCGGCGCUCUAUCUGUCGCUGUCCCAAUGUACCAGUCUGAGAGUGCUCCCGCCAUCAUUCGAGGUCUCAUCGUCUCCUGCUAUCAGCUCUUUGUCACUCUCGGUAUCUGGUGUGCUGAGAUGGUUAACUGGGGUACCAACCACUACGAUGGUAGCGCUUCAUGGAGAAUCCCCAACGGUCUCAACUUCCUCUGGGCUCUUCUUCUCGGUGUUGGCAUCCUUCUCCUUCCCGAGUCUCCUCGAUUCGCCUACCGAAAGGGUAAGGUUGAGGAAGCCCGAAAGACCAUUGCCAACCUCGCUGGUCUCGAUAUCAACUCCCCCAGUGUCAACCGACAGAUCGACGACAUCCGUGAGAAGCUUGAGGAGGAGCAGGCUCUUCCCGAGACCCGCCUUGUUGAGAUCUUCACUGGUCCCCGCAUGGCUUACCGUACCAUUCUCGGCAUCACUCUCCAGGCUGGCCAGCAGCUCACUGGUAUCAACUUCUUCUUCUACUUCGGAACCACAGUCUUCGCUUCCACUGGCCUCAAGGACAGCUACGUCACUCAGCUCAUUCUUGGCUCAGUCAACUGUGCUUGCACAUUCGGCGGUCUCUAUGUCGUCCAGAAGUGUGGUCGCAGAAAGUCUCUGAUGAUCGGUGCCGCCUGGAUGAUGAUGUGUUUCUUCGUCUACGCCUUCGUUGGACACUUCGCUCUUGACCGAAAGGACCCUCUAUCCACUCCCGCUGCCGGUGCCGUCCUUGUCACCUUCUCUUGCUUGGCUAUCGCUGCCUUUGCUACCACCUGGGGUCCUCUCGUCUGGGCCGUCGUCGCCGAGAUGUAUCCUUCCCAGUACCGCAGUCGAUGCAUGGCCAUCGCCACUGCUACCAACUGGCUCUUCAACUUCCUCAUCGGUUUCUUUACUCGAUUCAUCACUGAUGCCAUUGACUACUUCUACGGUCUCGUCUACGCCGGAUGUUGUGCUGCCCUCGUCGCCAUCGUCUUCUUCUUCGUCAUCGAGUCCAAGGACCGAACUCUCGAGGAGAUCGACACCAUGUACGUCCAGCACGUCAACCCUAUCACUUCUUCCAAGUGGGUUGGCGAGCCCCAUGGCACCAAGCACGCCCGCGAGGGUGUCACCGACGAAGAGGCUUCUUCGUAAACAACCAUCAGCAAACAUGUCAUCACAACACGCACGACUCACAACUCACAUCAUUCACGUACAGACAUCACUAUAGAAGUUACGGAUAUGGACACACUAUAGACAUGCAGCCGGACUGCCCGGCGAGUAACGAUUGGAACGGACGUUGCAUUUUAAAAUUGUUUUCGCGCAGGGGUGCGAGCAAGUACAUAACCCAAAAGAGCAUAUUAUAUCCUUGUAUUUAGUAGCAUAUUCUGCAUAAUAUCAUUUUCGCUACGUUCUCAAAUAUUGAUCAGAUAAGAUAACCUUUGUGACAUAUCAUUCUCCACUGCUUCACAUGCUCAGGUCUUGAUGAGCGAAGUCCCAUUACAGCUACACCAUGGACGCCCGUCAGCUCAGAUCUUGACAUUCUUGUUCGUCGCAUCACGUUUGAUACAACAUUCAGGAUGCAGCCGCAGUGAAUUUCCCAUAAAUAUGCAUUUUGUGGCUGGCUGGGUUGAUCGAUCCAACCAAACAGAUGGAGAAAACGAACGAAGC